AUCCACAACCAAAACAGCAAUCACUCAACUCGAGCAAAACAUGUCGCGUCCGCCAGCUGGAGGCGCUCAGCCGCGCCCAGCUCCACGACGCCCAUCCGCCUCAGUCGCAGCGUCGGGCUCGCGCCCAGCCGCGCCCAUCAAGGCUCCCCGGCCCGCAAUGCCAUCGGCGCGACCUCCCCCCGGCCGCGUUGCGCCAGCAGCAGCCGCCGCAUCUGGAUCUCGCCCGCCCGCCAAGCAGCCUCUCGGACCAGCAAAGACCUUGCCCCCACCCGUGUCCAACCUGCAGGAGGGGGAGGAGGAGUGGGCCAACCUCAUGAAGACGACGCACGACGGAGCCAAGCGUGCCGACUGGUACGCGCGCGGCGUCAAGUCUGUCGAGGACAAGUGGGAACUUCUGCCUGCCUUCCUCAAGGUCAAGGGUCUUGUCAAGCAGCACCUCGACUCGUUCAACUACUUUGUGCACACGGACAUCAAGGCCAUCCUGCACGCCAACAACCUCAUCAUCUCGGACGUCAACCCGCGGUACUACAUUCGAUACACCGAUAUCCGUAUCGGCAAGCCUGUGCGAAAGGAGAUGGGUACGCAGCAGUCGCGCAUUACGCCCAUGGAGUGCCGCCUCACGGACGGAACGUACUGCGGUGGCAUCUACGUCGACAUCGAGUACACGCACGAGGACAAGAUCAGGCGGCAGAACAAUAUCCCCAUUGGUUCUUUGCCCAUCAUGCUUCGCUCUGAUCUCUGCCACUUGGCUAGCAGGAACGACCAAGACCUCGCGCGCAUGGGCGAGUGCCCGCUGGACCCCGGAGGCUACUUUGUUGUCCGCGGCACAGAAAAGGUCAUUCUCGUCCAGGAGCAGCUGAGUAAGAACCGUAUCAUCGUCAUGACGGACCCCAAGAAGGAUGUGGUCACGGCCGAAGUCACAUCGUCGACCCACGACCGUGUCGUCAAGACAUAUGUCACGACAAAGGCAAAGCGCUUGUACCUCCGCCACAACUCGUUCAAGGAGAUGAUCCCGAUCGUCAUUGCGCUCAAGGCGAUGGGUAUCACGUCCGACAAGGAGAUUCUCCAGUUGACGUGUGGCUCGGACGAGCGGUACCAGGAGGCGUUUGGUGUGUCUCUUGAGGAGGCGGCUAGGCUCCGCAUCUACACCCGCCGCCAGGCCCUCGAGUGGAUCGGUGCGCGCGUUUCGCCAGGACAGGAGAAGGAGGACCGCAGCUUGCCCCAGAAGCUCACCCCCGUCGACAUUGCCAUGCAGGCCCUCGCGGCCAUGGUGCUCGGUCACGUUCCCGUCCGGGACAUGAACUUUAGGCCAAAGUCGAUCUACCUCGCGACCAUGGCGCGCCGUGUUCUCGCGGCCAUGAUCGACCCCAAGAUGGUCGACGACCGCGACUAUGUCGGAAACAAGCGUCUCGAAUUGGCUGGUCAGCUCCUUUCGCUCCUGUUCGAGGACUCGUUCAAGACGUUCAACAGCGACCUGAAGAAGAAGAUGGACAAGAUCUUGGAGAAGAAGAACCGCACGGCGUUCGACGCGAGCAAGCUCUUCACAUUGCUGCCUGGCCAGCAGAGCAUCACCGAUGCCUUCAACCGCUCCAUUUCGACGGGUAACUGGUCGCUCAAGCGUUUCCACGUCGAGCGCGCCGGUGUCACCCACGUUCUCUCGCGUCUGUCCUUCAUCGCCGCGCUCGGUAUGAUGACGCGUAUCACGUCCCAGUUCGAAAAGACUCGAAAGGUCUCGGGUCCGCGUGCACUUCAGCCCUCACAGUGGGGUAUGCUCUGCCCGUCCGAUACACCAGAAGGAGAAGCCUGUGGUCUGGUCAAGAACCUUGCUCUUAUGACCCACAUUACCACCGACGUGCCCGAGGAGCCGCUUUUCCGCCUCGCGUUCAUGCUCGGUGCCGAGGACAUCUCCCUGCUCACCGGCAACGAGCUGUACCGUCCCGGCGUGCACCUCGUCCAGGUCAACGGUUCGCUCAUCGGUGCCACCAACCAGCCCAAGAAGUUUGUCCACGCCUUCCGCAAGCUCCGUCGUUCAGGCCGCACCUCCGAAUUCGUCUCCAUCUACAUCAACCACCACCACAAGGUCAUCUACAUUGCCUCGGACGGUGGUCGUAUCUGUCGCCCGAUGAUCAUUGUCGAGAAUGGCCAGUCUAAGGUCACGUCGGAGCACAUGGCGCUCCUCAAGGCCGGCAAGGUCACGUUCGACCACUUCCUCCGCUCCGGUCUCGUCGAGUACCUCGAUGUCAACGAGGAGAACGACUCGUUCAUCGCCUGUUACGAGAACGAGAUUACCGAGGACACGACGCAUCUCGAGAUCGAGCCGUUCACCAUCCUCGGCGCCGUCGCUGGUCUUAUCCCCUAUCCGCACCACAACCAGUCGCCCCGUAACACUUACCAGUGUGCAAUGGGCAAACAAGCCAUUGGUGCCAUUGCCUACAACCAGCUCAACCGUAUCGACACGCUGCUGUACCUCAUGACAUACCCGCAGCAGCCAAUGGUCAAGACCAAGACGAUCGAGCUGGUCGGCUACGACCGCCUUCCUGCCGGCCAGAACGCCACCGUUGCCGUCAUGUCCUACUCGGGCUACGAUAUUGAGGACGCUCUGAUUGUCAACCGCGCGUCUGCGGACCGCGGUUUCGGUCGUUGCCACGUGCUCAAGAAGCAGACUAUCCAGCUCAAGCACUUCAACAAUGGCACUGCCGAGCGUCUGGCUAUGCUCCCUCCCGACCAGCGUCCCGACUCGCACUCGUGGCUCGACCAGGACGGUCUCGUCGCGCCAGGUUCGGUCGUGGCGCAGGGCGACGUCCUCGCGUCGCGCGAGACGCCGCUCGACACGCGCGGCACGGUCGCUGGCUUCAAGCCUUCGCCCGUGGUGCACAAGCUUCCCGAGCCUACCAACAUUGACAAGGUCAUGGUCACGGAUAACGAGGAGGGCCAGUUGAUCAAGAUUCUCACCCGCCAGACUCGUCGCCCAGAACUUGGAGACAAGUUCUCGUCGCGUCACGGUCAGAAGGGUGUCUGUGGUUUGAUUGUUCCGCAGCAGGACAUGCCAUUCAACGACCAGGGUAUUUGCCCCGACAUUAUCAUGAACCCACACGGUUUCCCGUCUCGAAUGACGGUCGGAAAGAUGAUCGAGCUCCUCUCCGGUAAAGCCGGCGUCGUCUCGGGCAAGCUCCAGUACGGUACGGCGUUUGGCGGCUCCAAGGUCGUCGACAUGUCCAAGAUUCUCAUCGACAACGGCUUCUCGUACGCCGGCAAGGACAUGCUACAGAGCGGCAUCACUGGCGAGCCGCUCGAGGCCUACGUCUACUUUGGCCCCAUCUACUACCAGAAGCUCAAGCACAUGGUCAUGGAUAAGAUGCACGCGCGUCCGACGGGUCCCAAGGCGAGCUUGACGCGCCAGCCCACCGAAGGUCGUUCCAAGGACGGUGGUCUGCGUCUCGGUGAAAUGGAGCGAGACUGUCUUAUUGGUUACGGCGCGACGCAGCUCCUGCUCGAACGUCUCAUGAUCUCGUCGGACGCGUUCGAUGCCCAGGUGUGCGAAAAGUGCGGCAUGCUCGCCUACUCUGGCUGGUGCAAGGGCUGCGCGAGCUCCAAGGCGGUCGUCAAGAUCACGAUGCCGUACGCGGCCAAGCUGCUGAUCCAGGAGCUGAUCGGCAUGAACAUCAUGCCCAAGCUCAUGAUGGAGGAUACGGUGUAGUGCGGGGGCGCAUCGAGGAGGGGGACGUCGGGGGACGUCGGUGGACGUCGGUCAUGUCUACAGUCAUUAUUGGUACAACAACACAUUGCAUGCAUAGGUUUCGGAAU
Vanrija pseudolonga is the source of this 3804-nucleotide messenger RNA. RefSeq names its product DNA-directed RNA polymerase III subunit RPC2 (gene rpc2). The transcript is spliced from 5 exons. Gene Ontology annotation, cellular component: RNA polymerase III complex. NCBI's taxonomy places the organism in Eukaryota, Fungi, Basidiomycota, Tremellomycetes, Trichosporonales, Trichosporonaceae. Gene Ontology annotation, biological process: DNA-templated transcription. The coding region runs from base 41 to 3697 and encodes 1218 amino acids. The record is from RefSeq and is a predicted model, not a curated record. Gene Ontology annotation, molecular function: ribonucleoside binding; DNA binding.